Molecule: messenger RNA, 2194 nt
Organism: Miniopterus natalensis
Lineage: Eukaryota; Metazoa; Chordata; Mammalia; Chiroptera; Miniopteridae
Gene: OTUD7A
Product: OTU deubiquitinase 7A
Biological process (GO): protein deubiquitination involved in ubiquitin-dependent protein catabolic process; protein K63-linked deubiquitination; protein K48-linked deubiquitination
Cellular component (GO): cytoplasm; nucleus
Molecular function (GO): K63-linked polyubiquitin modification-dependent protein binding; zinc ion binding; DNA binding
Source: RefSeq, a predicted model, not a curated record
CAGGUGGACGUGACAAGAGAAGUGACUCCCGGCCGAGGCUCCGGCCCAUGGAGAGAGGGAAGAAGGCAGUCUCCUAGCUGGUGCCAUAAACAUCAGAUGGAUGGUUUCUAGCCUGCUCCCCAACCCCACCUCGGCUGAGUGCUGGGCGGCCCUUCUACAUGAUCACAUGACGCUUGAUAUGGACGCAGUCCUGUCAGACUUUGUUCGGUCCACGGGGGCAGAACCUGGUCUGGCCAGAGACCUGCUGGAAGGCAAAAACUGGGACCUGACCGCCGCUCUGAGUGACUAUGAGCAGCUCCGACAGGUGCACACAGCCAACCUGCCGCAUGUGUUCAACGAGGGCAGGUGCCCCAAGCAGCCUGAGCGAGAGCCGCCCCAGCCCGGGCACAAGGCGGAGCGGGCCUGCCUGCAGAGACAGGAGGACAUUGCCCAAGAAAAGCGUCUGUCCCGAGGCAUUUCCCACGCCAGCUCCGCCAUCGUGUCCCUGGCCCGCUCCCACGUGGCAAGUGAGUGCAGCAGCGAGCAGUUCCCCCUGGAGAUGCCAAUCUACACGUUCCAGCUGCCGGACCUGAGCGUGUACAGUGAGGACUUCCGGAGCUUCAUCGAGCGGGACCUGAUCGAGCAGGCAACCAUGGUGGCUCUGGAGCAGGCGGGUCGCCUGAACUGGUGGUCCACGGUGUGCACCAGCUGCAAACGGCUGCUUCCUUUGGCCACCACAGGGGAUGGGAACUGCCUCUUACACGCCGCCUCACUGGGCAUGUGGGGCUUCCACGACCGGGACCUGGUUUUGCGGAAAGCUCUCUACACCAUGAUGAGGACAGGGGCUGAGAGGGAAGCCCUGAAGCGGAGGUGGAGGUGGCAGCAGACGCAGCAGAACAAAGAGUCAGGGCUGGUGUACACCGAGGACGAGUGGGAGCGAGAGUGGACAGAGCUGCUCAAGCUGGCCUCCAGCGAGCCACGCACACACUUCAGCAAGAACAGCGGCACGGGCGGGGGCGUGGACAACUCUGAGGAUCCGGUAUACGAGAGCCUCGAGGAGUUCCACGUUUUUGUCCUGGCCCAUAUACUGAGAAGACCCAUUGUCGUGGUAGCAGACACGAUGCUGAGGGACUCGGGCGGAGAAGCAUUCGCACCUAUCCCAUUUGGAGGGAUUUACCUGCCCUUGGAGGUGCCUCCCAACAGAUGCCACUGCUCACCUCUGGUUCUUGCCUAUGACCAAGCGCAUUUCUCUGCCCUGGUGUCCAUGGAGCAGAGAGAUCAGCAGAGGGAGCAAGCUGUGAUCCCCCUGACAGACCCGGAGCACAGGCUGCUGCCGCUGCACUUCGCUGUGGACCCCGGGAAGGACUGGGAGUGGGGCAAGGACGACCGGGACCACGCGCGACUGGCCCACCUGAUCCUGUCGCUGGAAGCCAAGCUGAACCUUCUGCACAACUACAUGAACGUGACGUGGAUCCGGAUCCCCUCUGAGACCCGGGCCCCCCUGGCGCAGCCCGAGUCCCCCACGGCCUCGGCGGGGGAAGACGUGCAGUCCCUGGCCGACUCCCUGGACUCCGACCGCGACUCGGUGUGCAGCAACUCCAACGGCAAUAACGGCAAGGCCGCCAAGGACAGGGAGAAGGAGAAGCCGCGAAAGGACCGGGACAAGACCCGCGCCGACUCCGUGGCCAACAAGCUGGGCAGCUUCAGCAAGACGCUGGGCAUCAAGCUGAAGAAGAACAUGGGCGGCCUGGGCGGCCUGGUGCACGGCAAGAUGGGCCGCGCCAGCGCCAACGGCAAGGGCGAUGCGCCCGAGCGCGCCAAGGACAGGAAGGCCAAGGCGCGCAAGGGCAGCAAGGAGGAGUCGGGCGCCUCGGCCAGCACGUCGCCCUCGGAGAAGACCACGCCGUCGCCCACGGACAGGGCCGCGGGCACCUCGCCGGCGGACAAGGGCGGCGGCCCGCGGGGCGACGCCUGGAAGUACAGCACGGACGUGAAGCUGAGCCUCAACAUCCUGCGCGCGGCCAUGCAGGGCGAGCGCAAGUUCAUCUUCGCCGGCCUGCUGCUCACCAGCCACCGGCACCAGUUCCACGAGGAGAUGAUCGGCUACUACCUGACGAGCGCGCAGGAGCGCUUCAGCGCCGAGCAGGAGCAGCGAUUACCUCUGGAGAUCACGCUCCUGGUCACGGACACUGAGGAGUUCGCCCGGCCUCACUAG